UGCGCUCCAAGCGAUCCUAAGGCAGCCAUUACACAGUCAAUCCAGAUCGCGAUCCGACCAAGGUCACGGAUCACAGCAGAUUGAUGGAUCUUGAUGCGACUGAAGCGUCAUUAGACGUUCACUCCAGAUCACAUCAGUCCACUGUUCGCCACUGUCAAGAUGAACACGUGUUUACAAGUAAAUCAGAAGAAAAAAGCUUGUGUAGCAAUAAUAAUUGCUUCUGCUGUAAAGAAACGUGUUAAUAGGAAACGUUGGGUUAAACCAUGGUUACUAAAGAGGAACAUCUACACCCAUUUGAACUUGUUACAUGAAAUUCAUAGUACUGAGGAAGAGGACCAUUAUGCUAAUUACUACAGGAUGAAUGAUGCAUGCUUUAAUCAUCUGUUGGAAAGAGUUACACCACACUUGUUAAAACAAGAUACCUGCAUGCGGAAGAGCAUAACCCCUAAAGAAAAAUUAGCUGCUACAUUGCGUUUCCUCGCGACUGGCAGAACUAUUGAAUGCCUAAAAUUUUCGGUAAUAAUGUCUCCAGCUGCCAUUGGUGAAAUCAUUAUAGACACAUGUAGAGCAAUUGUUCAUGUACUUCAACACUGCAUAAAGAUGCCAACAACUGAAGACGAAUGGAAAGCAGUAGCAGAAGAGUUUGGGAACAGAUACCACUUUUGGAAUUGUUUAGGAGCUUUGGACGGGAAACACGUAGGAAUUAAAAAACCUGCUCAUUCUGGAUCUUUGUAUUAUAAUUACAAAGGCUUCCAUAGCAUUGUCCUCAUGGCAUUAGUUAAUGCAAAAAAGGAAUUUAUUAUGAUAGAUAUUGGAACUAAUGGACGUAUAUCUGACGGAGGCGUAUUAUUUUAUACCAAAUUUUGGGAACUUUACCAACAAAAAAAAUUGAAUCUACCCGAACCUUCAAUAUUACCGGGUUCUGCUCGAAUAUCUCCGUAUGUGAUUAUAUCUGAUGAAGCGUUUGCCUUGGGCCAAAAUUUAAUGAAACCAUUCCCACAAAAUUCACUAAAUGAAGAACGCAAAGUAUUUAAUUAUCGCCUCUCACGUGCACGAUCGGUAGUUGAAUGUGCUUUUGGCAUACUGAAUUCUAAAUUCGGUAUUUUCCAAAGAGAUUUAGCCUUUGAACCCAGCAAGGCAGCACUUAUAACAGCGACAUGUUGCUAUUUACAUAAUUACCUCCUGCAAUAUGCUUCAAAAUCGUAUCUUUCCUCCCAUAAAAAAAAAGAAUCAAAACAUACUAAUACGUUUGUCGAUAUGGAGUGUACUCAUAAUAGAAACCCACCACGUGACGCAAAAUCGAUAAGGGAAAAUUUAUGUCAAUAUUUUUGUAAUGAAGGUAAAAUUGUAACUAAUGAAACUGGUAAAUAAAUAAUGCAAUACAAUAAAACUGUUUUAUAAACUAAUAACACAAUUAAUUAGCUCACCUCAGAA
Messenger RNA from Amyelois transitella, 1434 nucleotides. RefSeq lists its product as uncharacterized. Bases 160 to 1371 code for a protein of 403 amino acids. The transcript has 2 exons. The record is from RefSeq and is a predicted model, not a curated record. Lineage: Eukaryota; Metazoa; Arthropoda; Insecta; Lepidoptera; Pyralidae.